AUGGCGUCAAUUAUAUUGCGUAAAUUUUAUCAACAGUCUAUUAGAUGUAUACAAAAUGUGACAUCAGUACCAAUUAAAACUGUUUCAAGUUUAUAUUCAACUAAUGUGGAACCUAUACAGAAUAAAUUAAAAUCACCUGUAAAUUCAUGGAAUGAAUGGGAUCCUUUAGAAGAAAUCAUUGUUGGAACACCAGAAUAUGCGACAGUACCACAUUUGUUACCUGAAGUGAAAACUUGUGCUGCAAGUGCUAAACACAAUUUCUACAUUCAAAAUGGAGGUAAAUAUUGGGCUGAUGUUAUACCAAAAGAACAUUGGCAAUUGUUAUGCAAACAAGUUGAAGAUUUUGUUAAAAUGCUUGAAUUAGAAGGUAUUAAAGUUGUUCGACCUGAUCCAGUCGAUCAUAGAAAGUCAUAUAAACUUCUUGACUUUGAAACACAAGGCUUCUAUGCUGCUAUGCCAAGAGAUUUCUUAUUAAUUGUCGGUGAUGAAAUAAUCGAAGCGACAAUGACUUGGAGAUCAAGAUAUUUUGAAUAUUUGGCCUAUAGACCACUUGCUUUAAAUUAUUGGAAACAAGGAGCCAAAUGGACAAUUGGACCUAAGCCAACUAAUUUUUCCGAAUUAAUAAGAGAUGAACCUAUUAAUGUAGGUCUCAGUGAUGAACAUAAUCCAGAUUAUGGAAAAGUGACAACAGAAAGUGAACCAUGCUUUGAUGCUGCUGACUUUAUACGUGCUGGACGAGAUAUUUUUGCACAAAGAAGUCAAGUCACAAAUUUAUCAGGAAUCGAAUGGGUUAGAAGACAUUUAGAGCCUCGUGGUAUAAAAGUUCAUAGGCUUUCAUUUGUUGAUCCAAGACCAAUGCAUAUUGAUGCAACUUUUACUUUAGUUAAACCUGGUAUAGCUGUUCAAAACCCUGAUCGUCCAUGUCAUCAAGUUGAUUUUAUCAGAAAAGCCGGUUGGCAAGUUAUCGACGCACCACAACCAUUAAUGAAAAAAGAUCAUGAAAUGUGGCUUGGUUCCAACUGGUUAUCAAUGAAUGUCUUGAUGUUAGAUCAGAAUAGAGUAAUUGUAGAAUCUGAAGAGACAGGGAUUCAAGAAAUGUACAAAAGUAUAGGAAUUAAACCAAUCAAUGUAAAAUUUAAAUAUGCAAAUUCGAUUGGAGGAGGGUUUCAUUGUUGGACGUGCGAUAUAAGACGGCAAAGUAAACUAGAAUCAUAUUUCGACUGGUCCAAAGGUGAAAUACCACGAAUUUGA
Molecule: messenger RNA, 1251 nt
Organism: Schistosoma curassoni
Lineage: Eukaryota; Metazoa; Platyhelminthes; Trematoda; Strigeidida; Schistosomatidae
Source: the annotation of a GenBank genome assembly